This is a messenger RNA of Mesoplodon densirostris (Blainville's beaked whale), 1092 nucleotides long. It is a transcript of the gene PRSS55, whose product is annotated as serine protease 55. The record is from RefSeq and is a predicted model, not a curated record. Gene Ontology annotation, molecular function: serine-type endopeptidase activity. Gene Ontology annotation, biological process: proteolysis. NCBI's taxonomy places the organism in Eukaryota, Metazoa, Chordata, Mammalia, Artiodactyla, Ziphiidae.
AUGGUGAUCUACAUGAGCUUCAUCCGAUGGCCAACAGUCAUGCCCAGGGCCAUGCUCCUGUGGUCCCUUUUGCUGCUCAUGCCCCAGGCCAGGGAUGCACAUCUGGAAUGCGGUGAAAGACCCGUUUUUGAGAGAGGAGCUCAGUAUUCCAGAAUCAUAGGAGGGACGGAGGCUGAGGUGGGUGAGUUUCCAUGGCAGGUGAGUAUUCAAGCAAGAAAUGAACAUCUCUGUGGUGGCGCCAUCAUCAACGAGUGGUGGAUUGUCUCAGCGGCUCACUGCUUCCACUCUGAGAUCUCGCCAACAGAACUGAGAGUCGUGCUGGGAACGAAUAGCUUAAGCAGCCCAUCCCUGGAAAUAAAGGGGGUCACAAGCAUAAUUCUGCACAAGGACUUUCAAAAGCUCAACAUGGACAAUGAUAUCUCCUUGCUGCUGUUGGACACGCCCAUCACAUUCAGCGAACUGAAAGAACCCAUCUGCAUGCCCACAGAGCCUGGCCUCUCCAGGUGGCACAAAUGCUGGGUGGCAGGAUGGGGGCAGACCCAAACUGGUCUCACACAGCCUAUGGAGAUAGAGCUGAUGAAAGUGCCCAUGACCAUCACGGAGUGGGAGAAGUGUUUAAAGGAAUUUCCAAGACUUACCAAAAACAUGCUGUGUGCUGGAUACGAGAAUGAGACCUACGAUGCUUGCCAGGGUGACAGCGGGGGGCCUCUCGUCUGUACCACAGAAGCUGGCAAGAAGUGGUACCAGGUGGGCAUCAUCAGCUGGGGAAAGGGUUGUGGACGGAAGAACAUUCCAGGAAUAUACACCUUGUUAGAAAACUACCACUCCUGGAUCAAGAAGAUGUCACCCCCCCCUCUUCCCGGCUGCCCGGGUGCCGGUGUCGCCGGCCUGGGCGCUCUGCCACGACCGCUGUGGGCACAGAUGGAGCCCAUGAAGUGGACUGCUGACCGCCACUCGAGGUCACCUGGUUUCCUAUGAAGCAGAUUCUGGGCAAUUUCUCCCAGGAGAAGCAUUUGCAGCUCAAAGCUCUGCGGGCAUCCUUCCCCCAUCGCCGCCCCCUCCCGCAACACAGCUCGCUUGUUUGGAAAGUAA